Molecule: messenger RNA, 5064 nt
Organism: Phaeoacremonium minimum UCRPA7
Lineage: Eukaryota; Fungi; Ascomycota; Sordariomycetes; Togniniales; Togniniaceae
Product: putative c2 domain containing protein
Exons: 7
Coding region: 1-5064 (1687 amino acids)
Source: RefSeq, a predicted model, not a curated record
AUGGCGACGACUGUUUCAUCGCCGGACGGCUUCUUCAUCAAGAGACUAAGCUCUCACACGUAUCUCGUGAAUCUCAACCACGACUAUCACGCAGACCCAGCCGCCUCAAAUGCAGGCUACAUAGCCUCAAGUUUCCUCGAGGUCUCGAGAAUUCACUUCAGCACAACCUUGGCGGCCUACCAUCAACCGCACACGGUAUCUGUCCAGCUCAACUUCCUCCGGCCUGUCCAUGGCGACCUGGCCAUCUUCAGAAUCAAAGAUGUCAAGCUGGGCGGCCAGAUAUCCGUGGUACAGGUCGUCCUAAUCCAGUACUACGGCGACCUGUUCGAACCCCUGACGACACUUGAUCCCGGCCGGAUCGGAGAGGAGAUCGCCACUGGCUAUAUGACCAACGCCAACACCGCAACUUUCAAGGGGCCGAUCACGAACGGCCCUCUUGAGCUUCAACCUGCACCAAGUCCCGUUGAUCUGGAGCGUCUGAGAAGGGACAUAGACGAACUGUGGAAAUUCCAAGGGUCGAUGACCUCGAAGGGAACAGAUGACUCCAUUGACUUUUUCUUCGAAAGGCGUGCCUCGCCGUAUCGGCAACAGGUGCUGGACCAGUGGAUACGGUUUUCCGAUCGAGAGCCAUUCUCAAACACAUCUCUAGGUAUCGUUACUGACCUAUGCGUGCCGAAGUUCGACUUCCAGGGCCGAGCUGUAAGUCUCAACGGGGGCACGGUAGAAGGCGACGGCCACUCGGCAGCGCCCUUGGCCUACCAUACCACGACACUGGUGCUCAACAUGGACAUCAAGAAAACCCUACCAGCGAGGGGCGCCGACUUCCUCUUUGUUCGAGUGCACGGCGGCAAACUGUAUGUAAAGAUGAAACGAGACAUCCCCGCCUCAGGACGCGACGCCGCCCGUCUCGCAGCGAAGAUGUCGUCCGCUUCCAGCAGGUCGUGGAAGCCGAACCGGAGCGUCAAUCGAGUCCGGGAUGCAGACCGGAGAUCGCGCGCCGGCUCGAGGGCCUUCCAGGGCGUCGUCAGCUACGAGGAUGCGUACAGCUUCGCCCUGCGCAUCGCCUUCCUGCACUACCUGCUGCAGCCCAAGAAGAGACGAAAGGAGUACAUCACGACCCCGAAAGCGCCGCAGCGUGCCCACACCUCGAACAUAACCGAUUUGAUGAAGGAGUUCAUCCCGACCGGCUCGAGCAGCAGCCUGAGCAUCAAGCUGCCGCACAGCUUCCGUAGCUCUCUGGAGAAGCGAAUGCAGGGCGUGCUCGUGGGCACAGAGCGCUUGCCGGGGUUCAACGAUGCGGCUGUGAAGCGAACGUUUGGGGAGGCAUACACGGCUUUCACAGACUCGAACUUCCGGAAGACCAUCGACAAGGAUCGCAAGCUUGAGCCGCUUGUGCUUAUCUUCUACUCGUCUGCCACGAAAGCCCAGAGUCGGGGCAAGGCGCCAGACGAUCUGGGUUGGAAGGUCCUCGUGGACAGGCACCUCGCAUUGUUUGUGAGGCUCAUAACAAAUGUCCUCAGAGACCAUGGAGGUGACCGGGACAAACCUGAGCUCAUGAGCCGCCUAAACACGCUGGAGCAGAAACUCUUACGAAAUGAUCAAGACCUCUUCAUUGACACGGGUCAAGAUACCGAACAUAAGACGAUAGAAGUCGAGGUUCCUUUGACAUAUGAUGUUAAAGACAUGCCGAUGGUGCAGAUUGUCGCCAAGAUCUUCGGGCGUUUCAACUCGCAGGUGCAAGCCGAGAUCGAUGUGAACCGCAACCUGUGGACGGAGGAAGCAGCGCUCAAGGACUUAAAAGCCUAUCAACAUCGUCUGGACUCGAAUAUGGCUGGAGCGUUGCGGCGGCAAGACUUUGAUGUUGACGAAGCAUUUGAGGAGUGGAGACGUGGCGAGCGCACACACCUGUCGUCCAUGAUGCUCGAUAUUCUAACAGCUCGACCUGAGCUGAGCAAGACCUCAACUGGCAGUUUUGAGAAGCCUUUGCCCGUGCGGCCGACGUCCACGUAUGGCGAGGACCAGGCCUACUCGGAUCUCGCUAGGAUGAUAUCCAGUCCCGAUUCUGGAUCUGGGCCACUGGGGCUUGAUUCUUUCAGCCUUAGUUCUAUGUCUCUCGAGGAUACUGCCAGCAUACGGAGCGUAGACGAAGCUAGCUAUGUCUUCAUCCCUCCCGACCCUCGCGCUUAUUACAAAACUAUCCUUCAACAUGCCAUGACAUUCGACCAGGUGCAUGCUGACCCUUCAGUUCCGUAUACGCCGCUUUCUAAGCAGUCCGUUGACUUGCUCACCGAGUUGUGCGUUCAUUGGCGGAUCCCGCAGUUCACACGACAUGUAACAUUCUUGGAGGUUGCGGCGCGUAAGUUUCUGGAUCAAGAAACGACAGUUGAAGAUCUGAAUGCAGCCUUCGAAUUUGUGAAAGAGCCGCCACCAGAACCGAAGAAGGCGCCGUACAUUCAGCACCACCACGCCGCAAUGCAGGAAAUUGAGACUGCUCGCUGGACCAUGGUUGACUUCACCGUCUAUCAGCAGACGUUGAGUAAUCUUAACGAAGCCUUGCUUCGAGACCUCUACGAUUUGCUCUUACGCUGCUAUGAGCCCAAGCCGCCAUCGGUGGGUGUGGUCAUGUUCGUCCUCAUGAACCACAUAUACGACGAUCCUUCCUUUUCUCGAAAGCCCGAGGACGAGGAGGCUUUCGCGGAACUUCUUGCAGAAGGGCUUAGGCAGCAAGCUGCAAAUGUUUAUCGUGAAUAUCUGGAUCGUGAAAUUCCUAGCAGCCAAGAAGAAUGGGACUUCAGCCACGUCGUGAAGCUCGGAAAGGCGGCUGUUGCGCUCUGUCAGAAGAUAAAAAACCGAUAUCGAAAGAACCCGGAAAUCAUGGGCGUCAGUCCUUUUGCCGUUCUGGUUCAAACUAUGUUCCCGAACUUCGAAAAAGAUGCCAACGUCAUCAUUGAUCGCAUUGUCGCGGUUGCUAAGGAACGCGACAUGGAGAUUGAUCUUCAGGACGGGUUUGAUCUGUACAAAGAACUAGUCGAGAUACGCAAGAUCCAUGUCGAGUCCCUUCCCGGGAUACCUUUCGCAUUCCACAUCGAGAGCGUCUUGGACGAAUUUGUGUGGCGCUGGAUCAACAAUGCCGAAACCAGGAUGGAAGAAUUCGUCGAGCAAGCUAUCAAGCAGGAUCAAUUUCAGGUCCGCACCAACGGUCCCGACGCCGUCCCUUCAGAUGCAGACCGUCACAGUGUGUCCAUCAUCGACAUGUUUCAACUUUUCAAUCAGACAGUCGACCAGGUGUUCCAGCUAGAGUGGGACGAUGAUGUACACCAUGCCAAGUUCAUGACCGCCCUGGCUAAAGCCUUCGCAUCAGGGAUUGGGCGGUACUGCGAAAUUGUUGAGCAGAGGUUUGCGAAAGAAAUGGACCGCCAGACGGCACAGGAGUUGGCUGCUGCUCAGAAAACAACGCAGGAACGCUUUAUGCAGAUGGCGAAAGACGCUUGGAAUGCCAAAGAAAGGAUUGAGCCUUUCCAAUUCUACGCAGAGUCUUUUGUGAAACUCAACAAUAUCGAAUAUGCCAUGCAAGCGCUAGAUAAGUUGGAGAAAUCCAUGAACGUUGAGCAAUGCGCAGAGGUCUUGAAAAAGGCAGAGGGACCGAAAGAACAAAUUCGCCGACCAAAUAAGUAUGUGUUCACGAUCAAGAUCGUAGAAGCGGAAGAUAUCAAGGCCUGCGACCCCAACGGGUUCAGCGAUCCCUACGUGGUCCUCGUCGAUGAGUAUCAAAAACGCUUAGCGAAGACCCGGAUUAUUCCCAAGUCUCUAAAUCCUCGUUGGGAUGAGUCCGUCGAUAUUACUGUCCAAGGCCCAGUCAACGUCAUUGCGACGAUCUGGGACUACGACACCUUUGGAGAUCACGAUUUUGUCGGACGAACUUCACUGAAGCUUGAUCCUCUUCACUUUAGUGAUUAUCUACCGCGGGAAUUCUGGCUGGAUCUCGACACCCAGGGCAGACUGCUGCUGAGGGUCAGUAUGGAAGGCGAGAAGGAUGACAUCCAAUUUCACUUUGGCAAGGCCUUCAGACAUCUGAAGAGGACGGAGCGAGACAUGGUGCGGAAAAUUACAGACAAGCUUACUUCGCAUAUCAAUGCGUCACUAUCCCAUGAGGCGCUGAAGAGUUUGCUCAGUCGCGGCAUUGCGGCAUCCAUUGGGAAUAUGUGGAAGGGCCGUAAAGCCGCUCCACCACCCUUGACGCAAGCCGACAUCGAGAAUGCGCUCCAGGCGCUCUUCACUUAUUUCGAUGAGAACUUCGCCAUCAUGAAGCAAACACUGACAGACGCGACCAUGCUGGCGGUUAUGACUCGUCUCUGGAAAGAGGUAUUGAUGGCUAUUGAAAACCUCUUAGUGCCGCCACUUUCAGAGAAGCCAUCAUCUCAAAAACCCCUCACCCAAGCCGAGCUCGAUGUUGUGUACAGGUGGCUCCAACUAUUGUUCGACUUCUUCAAUGCCAAAGACGACCAUGGCGAAGUGCUAGGCGUUCCAGCGGACAUUCUCAAGUCUCCUAAGUGGCACGAGCUGGCGUCGCUGAACUUCUUCUACUUCGACUCCACCGAUAACCUCAUCCGCACCUCAGAGCGCAUGGUCGCGGCCACGCAGCAGCGCGCUCAGCAGCAGUACCAGGCGGCAACGGCGCCCGCGCAGAAUAACAGACUGUCGGCACCGCCGACGUUUGGCGGGACGUUCCACGGAACAGGGGGCUUUGGCAGCAUGGGCACGAUCCGCCGAGGCAAGAGCAUCAUGAUGAGCCGGAACCUGGUGGCGAUGCGGCAGGCCAAGGAGGAGAAGCGCAAGGAGAUCCAGGCCGACCCCUCGGACGACAUGAUUCUGCGCAUCCUGCGCAUGAGGCCCGAGGCAGCCGGCUACCUCAAGGAGCGGCACCGCCAGAAGGAGAGGAUGGCGGCCAGCCAGGCGGCCGCCAUGAUUGUGCGCCAGAGCAUCCACCAGGGGUGGAGCGGCGGCGGUUUUGGUGGCAUUGGAGGCGCGAAUGCAUUCGGGAGGAAUCACUUGCCUCGGAGGUGA